Penicillium nucicola is the source of this 1620-nucleotide messenger RNA. RefSeq names its product pyridoxamine-phosphate oxidase PDX3. The record is from RefSeq and is a predicted model, not a curated record. Gene Ontology annotation, molecular function: FMN binding; pyridoxamine phosphate oxidase activity. Bases 1 to 1620 code for a protein of 539 amino acids. NCBI's taxonomy places the organism in Eukaryota, Fungi, Ascomycota, Eurotiomycetes, Eurotiales, Aspergillaceae. The transcript has 5 exons. Gene Ontology annotation, biological process: pyridoxine biosynthetic process.
AUGACACUUUCUGUGUCGCCAUCAGCUCGCUUGGCUUUUGACUCAUCCCUCCGUUUCCGAGUCUUUCCCCGCCAACCCCGCCAACUUGGCCUUCACUUUCGCUAUUCCUCAACUGCUAGCCAGCCCAACCAACUCAGUCAGCAAGCAAGAAUGGCCCACGAAAGUCAGGAUACUCAUCGGCCGAAGAAGCUUAUCUUCGCACCAGGCGACAUAGCCCCGACCCCAGAUCUCAAAGCCAGCACAAUUCAGUCCCAAGACCAAGCCACCCCCGACGCCCGCAGCGAAACUUCCACCCCAACCUCAACAACAGAAACCCAAAUCCUCUCACACCCAUCGCGAGCCCACCAAUUCACAACAAACCCACCUCUCACAAUUUCCCAAGUCCACAACACAAACCCCCUACACCAAUUCCACACCUGGUUCCGCGAUCCCCGACUCCCAGCAUCCUCCGCACCGGAAACAUGCACCCUGGCCACAGCCUCGAUGCCCUCCGGCCGCGUCAGCGCCAGAGUAGUCUACCUGAAAGAGCUGGACGAGCGCGGCUGGGUGGUGUACAGUAACUGGGGAAGUCGCGAGGGCAAAGGAGGACAAGUCUUCGGCGCUGGAACCGGCGACAACACUGAUAUCCUCCCCGCAAUGCCAGAGCCAGACUCAAUCCACGAAGAAUUCGGAGUAGGCAACAAAUGGGGCGCGCUCACGUUCUGCUGGUCAAAUGUCGAACGCCAAGUUCGCAUUGAAGGACUCCUCGAACCGCUGUCCCGCGAAGAAAGCGAAUUAUACUGGCGCACCCGCGAGCGGGGAAGUCAAAUUGGCGGCUGGGCAAGCUGGCAGAGUCGUGUUCUGUGGGAUGCUGAGCCGGAGAUGUUGGCUGAGCGUCAGCGGAGGAAGAGUGUUGCGACUUUGCAGGAGGGUGGGGCGGAUGAAAUUCCGCAUGAUAUCGAGCAGACGGAUAUUGAAGAUGGGAGAUCUUUGCUGGAGGCAAGGGUUAAGGAGAUGGAGGCUAAGUUUGAGGGUGUCAAGGAUAUUCCCUUGCCGCCUUUCUGGGGAGGUGUCCGGCUUGUCCCUGAGUCUGUGGAGUUCUGGCAGGGAAGACGAAGCCGUUUGCAUGAUCGGUUUAGAUAUGUUAGAAUCGGGGGUGAACUGGGGAGGGGAGCUAGUUGGAGGCCCAGCGCAAAAGACACAAUGUCUUCUUCACCAACACCAACACCCAAAUCCUCCACGUCCCCAUGGAUCAUCCUAGCCAUAACGAGCGGAACGUUCGCCGCGCUGAAUGGCGUUUUCGCCAAAUUAACAACAGAUAACCACACCACAUCAUUCGCAACUGCCAUCGCACACCUCCUCGGAAUGGAGUCUUCGCCUUUCAUUGAGAUGAUUGUUCGCGGUGCUUGUCUUGGACUAAACGUCGUCUGCAAUAUCAUCAUGUGGGCCCUCUUCACGCGAGCCCUAACGGCCGGUCCAUCAACGACGAAGGUGUCCAUCACCAAUACGGCAAGUAAUUUCCUUGCGACGGCGUUGCUUGGCAUGAUUGUCUUUAGUGAGGCUGUUGGGGGGCUUUGGUGGGUUGGGGCUGGGAUGAUGGGGGCUGGGUGUAUUCUUGUUGGUAUGAGGGAGGGGGCUUGA